Paramecium octaurelia is the source of this 803-nucleotide messenger RNA. The record is from the annotation of a GenBank genome assembly. Lineage: Eukaryota; Ciliophora; Oligohymenophorea; Peniculida; Parameciidae.
AUGCAAUUCCAAUUUCCCUUAUAAAAAGCUCUUUAAACAAACUAGAACGGAAUUAAUGUAAUAAGUGCCUCGAAUAGCCGAAGAAACUGCUAUCUAGACGAAGUAAUAGAUAGGAUGGGCGAGGCAUCAGCCAUCGUAAAAAAUCUCCCAGAUAUAUUAUUAGGCCCAAUAAUUAAAAUAGAUCAUUACGACUGCAAGCAAAUUCUACGGGAGUGAUCAAAGAAUUUACUUGAAAGCAGAUGGCAAAGUACAUUAUUUCAGUAACAUCGUAGGAUUGUUUAGGCUUGUUAAAAGUCGGCAAAAAGAAUCUAUUUUAUAGGGAUUACAGUGGAUCAAUUAAAGAAUUGUAACCGCUUUGUGUAUUGGAUUUUUAUGUUCAUGAAAGUGUUUAAAGGAUGGGAGUGGGCAAGGAAUUAUUCGAGGAAAUGCUGAAGAGUGAGCAGAUCAAACCUGAGAAAUUGGCAUAUGAUCGACCAAGUCAGAAACUCAUUGGGUUUCUUAAUAAACAUUACAAUCUGAACUAAUAUGUGCCUCAGAAUAAUAAUUUCGUUAUUUUCAAUUAAUAUUUUGGGCAAGGGACUCAACCAAUUGUGCAAGGAAGGAGUCAAAAAUAUUCCAGGAAUUCUCAAAUCGAUCAAUUGGAUAUUAUGGUGCAACAGAUUUCUCAGAACAAGAUGAAUUAAUAACAAUAACCCUAAUAAAAGUUAGGUUAUUAAAUGAGUCCUCCUUGGGCAAUCGAUAACAACACUAAUAUUUAUAAUAAUAUCAAUACACAACGAACUAAUGUUUAUAAAAUUAAUUGA